This is a messenger RNA of Phytophthora infestans T30-4, 531 nucleotides long. RefSeq lists its product as uncharacterized. The coding region runs from base 1 to 531 and encodes 176 amino acids. The record is from RefSeq and is a predicted model, not a curated record. NCBI's taxonomy places the organism in Eukaryota, Oomycota, Peronosporomycetes, Peronosporales, Peronosporaceae. The transcript has a single exon.
AUGAAGGAACUUACAGAAAUGCCGUUCCUACGAGAACUUAUGGGCUUCAGUAGCGGCGUUCUCUAUGUGGAUCCUCGUCAGAAUGCGUUCCCUCCAUUUACCAAGGAAUUUAACCGCCAGUUUGGCUUCGGCUUCGGGGUCGACGAGAUAAACGAUAUGUUGAACUGCAGGGGCGUCCGCGGAGAGCUAAAUGCCAUGGCGAUUUACAUCGGAAAUAAAUUGGAGAAUGGGCUCUCUAUGUCUGUGAACGCGAGUGGGGACGCGUUCUUCAUUGGUACGACGGCCAAAGGCGAGCCAGCUACUAGCAACGUGCUAUGGGGUGCAGCGAACUUUGUGUACGAGGCGAUGGAUUAUUACCCAGAUGACAAUUGCGCGAAAGAGCAACGCCAGCAGAAGUUUCGCAAAUGGAGUCGCAGAUAUGCGCUUGAGACCUGGGAGCCCAUGGCGGGGAAUGCCGGUGUCAUUUUGUACCAGACGGAUCCUUUCUUGUGUGCGGCGCAUUGGCCGACAGUGGAUCAUCGCGCACCGUAA